Molecule: messenger RNA, 2345 nt
Organism: Tachysurus fulvidraco (yellow catfish)
Lineage: Eukaryota; Metazoa; Chordata; Actinopteri; Siluriformes; Bagridae
Exons: 8
Coding region: 1242-1922 (226 amino acids)
Source: RefSeq, a predicted model, not a curated record
CUGAUACAAAGAAAAAAGUGGACUUAUUGUUAGUUCUAUGUAGUUUUGCUAUCAGUUUACUGGUCCGACCCCCUUGAGAUCAGAUUAAGCUGUAUGCGGCCCCCAGACCAAAAUGAGUUUGUCACCCCUGUAUUAGAAAUGCAGUAUGAUGUACAGCAAAUGACCGUAUGUAUUUUUUGACUUGUAUGCUUGACUUGUAUGGCUUUUAAUUUAUUUAUUUAUUUAUUUAUUUACACUUAAAAAUAUUGACUGAAAUUUCCCCUGAAGAGAAUUUGGCACUUGGUUUCACCACCAACAACAACAAUAGAACAAGUGUCUAAGGUCAGGCAGGGAAAUACAUUUACAAGGUUAUAUAUCUAAAAUUUUAAGUGAUUGAUUCACACCCUUUGUUUUUCAGGGUACUGAUAAAUGUUCAUAGGAGAUUUGUUCCAAAAUGGAAAAAAGAAAAAAACAUUUCUUCACGAAAAGCUUCACAGUGUUAAUUAAAACUUUAUUUUUGUGGUAAUAAUAUCAGUACAUCCAAAAUUGCUAUAUUUCCUACAUCCUAUUUCCUUCUGAUGACAUGUUAAGAAUCAGUAGAUCGGUCCUUCUUCACCUAAGAUAGACUAAAAAUACUAUCCAGCUAAAGGGUUACCUUUUACUUUGUUGAUGAAUAUUAGUUCAUGUAAUUAGAAUAUUAGAAAUAUUCAUGUUCAUAAACAUGAUCAGCUUUCAUUUUCACUAUGAAUAUCUCCUGUGUUGGUUACAUUUUUUAACUCCACGUCUCAGUAAAAGCUGUUAAUUUUGUAGGCUAACACACAUUCUUUUUCUUUUUAAAUAAUUUUUCAUUUGUUUAAAAUUGUUGUCUUAUUGUCUUUAAUUUCAGUGAAUAUCAUUCUGACUGGCUGUAUGGUACUGUUUCCUUUUGGGGUGAUUUUAUGUCUAAAACUUCUAGCAAUGACUUACUUCAUAAAAAUUGCCAAGUAAACAAAAAUGAUUUGUUGCAUUCAAGGAGCACUCUUUUUCUAUCCUACACAUACAGCAUGGUUUAGCUUUUUCAUUUACAACAAAUAAACUACACAAGACUGGAGCAUACAUCUAUUUUUAUCAUGUAGGAGAAAAAAUACAGAAGUCGAUGAAAAAGUGGGCUGUACUGUACAUGUGCUGUUCUAACAUUUACUGUGUCAGAGGUUGCAGGGCAUCUGGCAGUCUUUAAAACCACAAGUCUUGCUUGUUUGUCAGUCUCUUUGGCUGAUUGUUGAAUGAUGGAGCUGCAGCAGAAGCAUUGUGUGUCACUAAAUGUGUAUGAUAUUCAAGAACAAAGAAAGACUGAGGACAUCUAUCAGACUCUACAGACCCCACCAACUCUACAGACCCCACCAACAGUAAUCACAAGAAAAGCUUCAGGGAAAAAGAUAACUGUUCCACUCCUCAUCAUAAACAUCCUCUUACUGACCACCAUCCUUUUGGUUGUGGGGAUACACUAUCACCACUUUAGACAAACAGAGGAAGAAAAAGUGUUAAAUGCCCAGAAGAUAAACCAAGAGAUGUGGUAUCUCCAUGAUGGCACGUUUUAUUUGUUCUGGAUGAACCACAGUGACUGCAAUACUGCUUAUGAGUUUUGUCAGGAGAGGAGCGCCAAGCUUGCCACAGUAACAGCAGACAACAGGGAAUGGCUGCAAUCACAAAUCAAUGGAAAGCACCUGCUAGUGCAAAGAAAUGACUUGGAUUACGAUUAUACAGAUUUCGAGCCUAACUGUACAACGUUUGGUGAGUCGUCUGAUCUCAGUGAGCAGGCAGAGGGAUGGGUGUGUGCUUCUGUCCAAAGGUUUUUUACUGUCAGGAGAGGUUUUCCAAUCGUUGCAGACUCCUUUGAAUUCUGGGAUUUUAGCACCGAUGAGAUGAUGCCAAUAAUUUAUGAAGAUGAUUCCGAGCAAAACUGAACUGCUGGUUAUCCCAGGGUUAUCAGGGUUGUGUAUAGGUGUUGAAGAUCCGAAUUAUGGCAGCCCCAACACUGACAAUCUGCUACAGUUGGGACCCUGAACAAAACUCUUGACCUUCUCAGUUCCGUGCGUGUGGCAUCUACCUCAGCUUCCUAAAAAACUACAGAACAAGCAACUUAUUGUGUUAGUGUUUGUGUGAUAAAUGUUUAGUUAACUUUGUAGACAGUUAUAAUUUACUCCCUCUACUCCGACUCCCUCUAAAACAUCUCUGUUUGUUUUAACUUUGCUUUAUUUGCUGCAUUGUGCAUUUUUUGUAUUAUUAAAUUUAAGAUUGGAAAAAGUGACGUUGAUGAUGAUGAUGAUGAUGACGAUGAUGAUGAUGGAACAACUGUUUAUAGCCACUAUGAAUAGAUUUUUUUAAAA